AUGCCAAACUCAACGUGCUCCUCCCCAGGUCCCUUAGAAUCCGUAGACGAGCUCUACGCCAGCUCAACCUCCUCUGCCUCGCCCGCUUCACCCAAGCCCGCCUCUCCAGUGUCUCAGCGCUCCAUCUUCCGUCCGCCCACCGAGUCGCAGUCGCCGUCGCCACGUCCCCCACCUCGUGCCUCACCUGCUAGAACAACCGAGGACCCCCGCUCAGUACUGUUUGAUGAUCAUGUGGCAUCCGCACAUGUUCCGGGCAGUCUACAUCUUGCGCCAGAUAGCACCAUCGAGCGCCUCAUCGAGCGCCAGGGUGCAAUCAUGUUGAUUCGUCAGCUUGCAUCUGACCUAGCUCACCGAGACCGCGAGCUUGUGUCUGUACGUCGGCGCGCAGAGGAGCGCGAGAGGGCGCUCAAGCGUAUGCUAGUGGAGGUGGAAGUCUCGAACGCUAAUAUUGAACGUCGGCUUGCCACGGCAACGUUAAGCAGGGAGGACACUAGCUAUACUGAGAAUAUUGACGAGAUGAUGCAGCAGGCAAUGAGCGAGGAGGACACAUUCAGUGUUGUAGACGACUCAUUCAGUGAGCGUAUAGACUGGGAUGACGCUGCCGGGGAUGACCUGAUCACGCCAAAAGCAACGAUACGGGCACGUUCGGGAGUACGGGACAGCGACACCUUCUCGAUCACAUCGGCCGGGUCCACGAGUCGGCGGAACUCUGCGCUGCGAGGCUGGAAGGAAUACUUUUGGGGGCCCAAAGGAGCCCAGGAGGAGUACAACAGGGGCCGACCCGCAUCACUAUUGGCUAAGCGGAGAGGUAUCACGAAUGAGACUUUUUCGCCACCGCCAGGCCUGGAUCGAAAUGAUCCAGAUAGUAGGGCGUCGAGUAGAGCGCCGUCGAUAUAUAGCCCGACGUCACCGGGGAAGCAGGGGCGGGCAGCAAAUUUCCAGAUUUCUUCUACGAUACGGGGGCCUGCGCCGCCGCCGUCGUCGCUAUAUACUUACCCCCAUUUCGCUUCCGACCAGUCUCACCCUACACCGCCGCAUUUCCAUACUGCCUCAUUGUCCCAUAAAGACGGGGGUGUUGGUGAUCCUGCCGAUAAUCUGGCAAGAAGGCGGACAUCUAGCACAGUCGCCGCCUGGGCCCUGCGCCUCGUAGCCAACGCCCCGCCGACUGACCAAGAGAAUCAGCAAUAUAACCCCAAGAGUCCGCAACAACGUAGUGUCAGCGGUCCCGCUGAACCCUCAGACCGCCGUCUUAGCGCUAGCUCGAUUAACCGCGAAGACCUGCAGCGCAUCAUGGCUAAAAACACGGCUAGGGUUCAACCCAGUAGUCCCCGCCGGCGCGCCCUCUCCUCGGCAUCUAACGGUGGCGCACCACCGGCUAAGUUCUUUCCAGCGACAGGGGAUGCUAGCGCUAGUGGAGCGGCAGUGGGCCCAGUGGAGAUGGAUACCAUUGUACCGCAUGCGGUGCAGCCGCCAACGCUAUUACAGUGCUGGAAUGAGUACUAUCCUACAGACUACCUGACGGAUAGGUUUGGUUUUAUUUAUAAUAAGGAUCGGAGGAAUAGGACUGAGGUUCCAGCGAAGUCAAAAGGGCCAAAGGAUGAUGAGGAGGCAGAGCGCAGCAGUUUUAGCAGUGCUGACAUAGAGUUUCCGGCCACUGUCACCACUUCCGCUACUGCCUCCUCUGCCAAUCACACGUCUAAUGAGGAGGGUGUGGGCAAUGAUGCUGCGGACCCAAAAACACCAACAAAGUGGCAAGAACUACUCACUCGGCCUCCAUCACCAAGUGUGGGUGCAUCCAACGUCUCUCCCAAAGCGUCAAUCAAUGAACCACCUGCAAGUCGCAGAGGCAGUCUCGCAAAGCCUAAACCACAAGCUAUGUCAAUCCUUGACAAGCUCAGCACACCCGCACCACCCACAUUCUCUUCGGCGCCCCUUGCCAUACGCUCCCCACUCCACUCAGACCCCACCAACGGCACCGUCCGCCUACUCCUCGGCCAGCUCAGCGACCUUCACGAUACUCUCCAGCGCGACCGUUCUACGAAAUGGAACGAAUUUUUCCGCCAUAUCCGACGCGACCGUGAAGAAGCCCCAGAAGGCAGCGGUGUUGGUGACGGUGAGCUCAUCGGCAUUUCUACCCUCGGUCGUGGCGGAAAAACCCGCUGGAAGGAGUUCAAGUCGCUCGUACUGGGCGGUAUUCCAGUUGCAUACAGGUGGAAAGUGUGGGCGGAGUGUAGCCGUGCUACUGCCUUAAGAGUGCCUGGCUACUAUGAGGAUCUGCUAGUGAAUGGAGCCGAUGACCCAGGAGUUCUGGGACAGAUCGAGAUGGAUAUCAAUAGGACUCUCACGGACAAUAUCUUCUACAGGAAGGGCCCAGGAGUCGGUAAGCUCAAACAGGUUCUUGUAGCGUAUAGUCGUAGGAACCCCGCAGUGGGGUACUGUCAGGGUAUGAACAUGAUUGUAGCGAGCUUGCUGCUCAUCAUGCCGAGUGAAGAGGACGCAUUUUGGGUACUAUGUAGUAUUGUGGAGAAGAUACUCCCAAAGACGUAUUUCGAGACUAGUUUGCUUGCGUCGAGGGCGGAUCAACAGGUGCUAAAGCAGUAUGUCCGCGAAAUCCUCCCCGCCCUCGACUCCCACUUGUCGAAGCUUUCGGUUGAGCUUGAAGCCCUCACCUUCCAAUGGUUUUUGUCAAUCUUCACCGAUUGUCUCGCCGCGGAGGCACUCUUCCGCGUUUGGGAUGUUGUUUUGUGUCUCGUCGGCUCUCCGUUCCUGUUCCAAGUGGCUCUAGCGCUACUCAAGUUAAACGAGAAAGCACUGCUAGACUGCAAUUCCGCUGCGGGGGUUUACAGCUAUCUUAACGGGGAGAUGACGCAUCAGGGCAUUAGUAUCGAUGGACUUAUCAGGGAGAGCGAUGCAAUGAGACAUGUGGUUAAGAAAGUAGAUGUAGAGAGACGUAGAGAGAAGGCCGUCGAGAGGGAGCUGGCAGAUAUGGCAGGAAGUGAGGCGGCCCCUGACGAUAUUGCUGCUGCUAUGGAGGACUCAGUUAAGUCGCAGGAGCCUGUGGUGUCUCCGGACCCAGCUGUUCCCCCGGAGACGGUUGUUUCUCCGGACCCGGUGGUCUCGGAGGCGACAAUCACGCCGCCGCACCCGCUUUCGCCUGAGACUGCGCCAGUGGUGUCUGAAGCAGAAAGCCCACCUGCACCGGCUAAAGCGUUACCGGAAACGGUGGAGGAGGUGGGGGAGGUGGGGGAGGUGGGGGAGGUGGGGGAGGUGGUGGGAGAGGUGGAGGAGAUGGAAGGGAAGCCGAUAGUAGUGAUGGUGGAGGACGUGGACUUGAGUGCUACUAAAAGCCUUGAGGUUUCGGUGUCUUUGACCCCCACUCCCGAACCCGAAAUUGAGAAGUCGGAGAGCUCGGUGAUGUCGCCUAGGUCGUCGCCGAUGCCAUCGGCUGCUGCGGCUGCAGUGUUGUUGUCCGCUAUGUAA
This is a messenger RNA of Morchella importuna, 3480 nucleotides long. RefSeq lists its product as uncharacterized. Bases 1 to 3480 code for a protein of 1159 amino acids. The record is from RefSeq and is a predicted model, not a curated record. NCBI's taxonomy places the organism in Eukaryota, Fungi, Ascomycota, Pezizomycetes, Pezizales, Morchellaceae. The transcript is spliced from 2 exons.